Puccinia triticina is the source of this 354-nucleotide messenger RNA. RefSeq lists its product as uncharacterized. NCBI's taxonomy places the organism in Eukaryota, Fungi, Basidiomycota, Pucciniomycetes, Pucciniales, Pucciniaceae. The transcript has 2 exons. The record is from RefSeq and is a predicted model, not a curated record. The coding region runs from base 1 to 354 and encodes 117 amino acids.
AUGCAUUUGAUGGGCACCAGGGCAGCGAACUUGGCGGUGAAAAUGGCGGCAGGCUUGUCAACAGGCAACACAGGCAGACAAGUGGAUGGGGAGGCGAGUGGCCAGUCGCAAGGGGUCACGGGGACGCAAGACCAAUCGGAGGCGCCAGCACCACCAGAGGAAGAACGAGCCGGCGGAGGCGCAGCCGACGAACCAGCACCGGCCCCUCCAAAGAAACUGAAAAAGGGCACCGUGAAUGCACCAGUGAGAAGGUCAACCCGGGCGGCUUUGAAGAGGCCAGGAGAGCAGGAGAGGGACGACGACCAAAGGGGCGGGGAGGAUCACAAGGAGGAAAGGGGGACAGGGCUGGAGUAA